AUGCCGACCUACAGCCAAUACGACUACACGGUUUUUGGGUUGUUAUGGGCCGUCCGGAUUGUUCAGGCCAUUUCUACAGUUAUCCGUCUGUAUACAACAAUUGUGACAACGUUACCAUGCCUGAUCUGCGGCUCGCUGAACCUGGCGCUCAUCUACUUUUGGCGGAACCUCGAGUUCGGGGCGGUCAAGGAGAAAUUGAGAUGCUGGGAGGGAAGGCAGCUGAUUUAUUCUGUUUUAAUCGUCCUCUCCUCCCUGCCGAUGUCUAUUUAUCAGAUUAUCAAAAUCUACGCAACCUGGGUGGAUGCAGACGAAUUGCUUGAGGACGCCACCGAAAUUUCGGACAUUUGCUACCUGGGAUUCGAGUUUGGCAACGCGUACAUUUUAUUUUUCCUGAAUCGCGAUAUUCGCCAAGAGUUCGUGCUGCGGUCCUCAAAAAUCCGUGCUUGCUGCCCGAAAGCGAUCUUGUUUGGAGCCUGGGGCGAGAUAUUCUUGAAACAU
Messenger RNA from Mesorhabditis spiculigera, 498 nucleotides. The record is from the annotation of a GenBank genome assembly. NCBI's taxonomy places the organism in Eukaryota, Metazoa, Nematoda, Chromadorea, Rhabditida, Rhabditidae.